AUGGAGGGUUCCGACGGCAAGAAGAGCAACAUCGACACUUCGAAGAGGAAGAAAGACAUCGAAGACGACGACAACACGACUAGCAAAGAUAAUGCCGCUUCGAAAUUGAAGGGAGAGUGCGGCUCUUCCGUUGAGAGCCCCAAGAAGCGUGGCAAAACCAUGGAUGGAGAAGCUUCUGCUUCUCAGCCUGAAGAUGAUAUGAACAAUGCUGAUGAUGAAAAAGAUGAUGAAUCCAGCGACGGAACGUCUGAAUCUGAUGAUGAAUCGAGCGACAACUCGUCUGAGUCUGAUGAUGAAUCGAGCGACAAGUCGUCUGAAUCUGAUGAUGAAUCGAGCGACAGCUCGUCUGAAUCUGAUGAUGACUCCAGUGAUAAGUCUGAAUCUGAUGUUGAUGAUGAGGCUAAGGAGGAGGUGGAUUCUUAUGAGUAUAUUGAUAUAAUGAACUGUUCAUCUGAUGAAGAUACUGCUGCAAACAUACCGAAGAAUGAGUCUGGUGGUGAAGAUGAAGGCAAUGAAGAUGAAAAUGGUGGUGGUGAAGAAGUGUCCAAUGCUAUUGUAGAAGAUGAUUCAGAUCAUAAGACGACUUCUGAUGAAUCCACCGAUGACACCGAUGCCACGUCUGGAUCUGAUGACGAUCAUGGCUCCAAGGCUGAAGCCGAUGAUAAGCAGGAGCAGAAGAAUUCUGAUGAAGAUGAUCAUAAGGAGAAGAAGAAUUCUGAAGAAGCUGAUGAUAAGGAGGAGAAGAAGAAUUAUGAUGAAGAUAAGGAGGAGGAGAAGAAUUGUUAUGAAGAAUCGUCCGACUCUGAAGAAGAUGAUACGGAGAUGUGGAUGGCCAGAAAUACAUACAGACUGAAACGACUCUUUACCUAUAGCAAUGUAAAAGAUGCUAAGGGCAUUGCUGGAGAAAAAGAUAAGGAGGUGGAGACGAAGUCGUUGUCCAACGCUGAUGAAGAUGAUAUGGUAACGUGGAUGGACAGACUCAAACCAUUCCAAUGGAAUGGUUUCAGCAGUAGCUUUGGAAUGAGGGCAUCCGAGCAAGUAUCCACCACUGCCACCGGAGGCGAAGAAGAUAAGGUGGAGACGUCGUCGAAUGAUGACCGGUCCAGCAAUGAAAAGCAGGAGAAGAAGGUAUCUGAUGAUAAGAAGGCUGAGGGAAACUGA
Salvia hispanica is the source of this 1161-nucleotide messenger RNA. Lineage: Eukaryota; Viridiplantae; Streptophyta; Magnoliopsida; Lamiales; Lamiaceae. The record is from RefSeq and is a predicted model, not a curated record.